Molecule: messenger RNA, 511 nt
Organism: Colletotrichum acutatum
Lineage: Eukaryota; Fungi; Ascomycota; Sordariomycetes; Glomerellales; Glomerellaceae
Product: ribosomal protein S25
Exons: 3
Coding region: 87-359 (90 amino acids)
Cellular component (GO): cytosolic small ribosomal subunit
Molecular function (GO): structural constituent of ribosome
Source: RefSeq, a predicted model, not a curated record
CCGCAACCUCAUACAAUUGAAAUUCCUACUCCCGACGACCUAGGUGCCUUUGGUAUUCCGACCGACGACAUCACAAAUCAGACAAAAUGCUGCAGGAGCUAAGAAGCAAAAGAAGAAGGUCCAAGGGAAAGGUCAAGGACAAGGCCCAGCACGCCGUCAUCCUCGACAAGGCCACCUCCGACAAGCUCUACAAGGAUGUUCAGUCCUACCGCCUGGUGACCGUCGCCGUCCUCGUCGAUCGCCUCAAGAUCAACGGCUCCCUGGCCCGCAGAUGCCUUGCCGACCUUGAGGAGAAGGGCAUCAUUAAGCCCGUCGUCCAGCACAGCAAGAUGAAGAUCUACAGUACGUCGAACCUAUAGUGCUACGAGAGAACCCAACGAGGAGCACCAAAGCUAACAUUCAUCACCAGCCCGUGCCGUCGGUGGUACUGACUAAACCCGCUCAGCCAUUGAACGUGGUACGCGUGACGACAAAAACAAAAAGCAACGGGAAUCAGGGACGGAUUUGGUCA